Molecule: messenger RNA, 2520 nt
Organism: Anarrhichthys ocellatus (wolf-eel)
Lineage: Eukaryota; Metazoa; Chordata; Actinopteri; Perciformes; Anarhichadidae
Product: 5'-3' exoribonuclease 1-like
Exons: 17
Coding region: 594-2444 (616 amino acids)
Source: RefSeq, a predicted model, not a curated record
UGGUUAAAACAAGCUCACCUGCCCUGAUGGUUAAAACAAGCCCACCUGCCCUGAUGGUUAAAACAAGCCCACCUGCCCUGAUGGCUUUAGGUCGCUACCAGAGAGGAGGGAGUUGCAGUACUGAAGUCCUGAGAAGAUAAAAGCAAGAAUAAGUUAUUCAGCUCAGCCCGGGAGAUGAUUGCUUUGAUUUUGGAGAUAGUUCUUGUUUGAAGGAAGCUGGACAACUUUAUAUUGUAUAUUCUUUACUCUACAUUUUCCCCAGAAGGGUUAUUUUAAUGUUCUUAAUAAAAAUGUAUGGGCAAGUGUUAAUAUUGAUUCCAGAUGUAUCACACAUUUAAAGAUGCACUUUUCACUGGCUGUAAUAAUAUAUUCAUUGUUUUUAUUUCCUAGGUACUUAUUUCCACUCAGUUUACUUCAAGAUGUUCUAUCCAUUAAAUCUGUUAAAAGGCAAUUGUUGAGGCUUAGAAGAAACAAACAUCCGACCAACUAUGUGAGCAGUGUGAUCUGAAAGCCAGUGAUAUAUUAUAGAGACACAGUAGAAUGAGGGAUAUUGAUAUUGGUGCACAUUCACAUAGACACCUCGUUGACUGAUAAUGCUGAAGACUCAUAUUCCACGUUUGCUGUGGUCUCUUCAGGACAUUGAGGCCUUCUACUCGUCUCUGACCUGCUUCACGAGCUUAGACGAGCUCUUUCCUCCGGCAACCACUGUCUUCAUGGUGGGGAACCCGUACUACGGUGCCAUGGGCGAGGUUCAAGACUCGAGCGACGUCAUUAAAGACGGCCGGGUGCGAGUCGUCUUCAACGUGCCGCACGAGCCACAGCUGGAGCCCUUGAUUCACAAUCAGCAUAAGUACUGUGUGAAGUACAGUCCCGGAUACUUUCUGGCAUCUCGUCUCGGCAUCACCAGCUACCUCGUGUCCCGCUUCUCAGGAAGCAUCUUCAUCGGCAGAGGCUCUAAGAAGAACCCCUGUGGGGAGCAGAAAGCUAACGUUGGCCUCAACCUGAAGUUCAACAAGAAGAACGAGGAGGUUCCUGGAUACACGAAGAGAACCGAAAAGGAGUGGCUCUACUCUGCUGCUGUGGAGGAGCUGCUGGCCGAAUACCUCGACAGAUUUUCUGAAGUAUUCAACUUAGUGUCCAGAAACAGUCACGACGAUGUUUUCUAUGAAGAUGACAUCUGGCCUGCAGAGGACCAGAAUGGGGCGGAGAAGGUUGCUGAGAUCACCUCGUGGUUGAAAGGUCACCCGGUGAGCUCCAUCGGCAGGACGUCAUGUGACCUACAGGUGCUGGACUCUGCCAUCGUGGAGAGGAUCGAGGAGGCGGUGGAGAAAGCCAAGGUGAAGAAGAGCACCAAGAAGGUCCGUGUGACAGUCAAGCCUCAUCUCCUCUUCAGGCCCUUGGCACAGCAGCAGGGGGUGGUUCCAGACCCGGAUUCAGAGUAUCGCCUGUUCGACAGAGUCAUCAACACCAGGGAGAGCUUCUCCGUCCCUCUGGGGCUCAGGGGAACAGUCAUCGGCAUCAAAGGAGCGGAGCGUGAGGCAGAGGUUCUCUACGAAGUGAUCUUUGAUGACGAAUUUGCUGGAGGUCUCAACAUCAGGUGUGCGUCCCCUCGUGGUUACCGCCUCCCCCCCUGCGCUCUCAUUAACUUUUCCCACGGAGCGCGAGUGGAUCACAACUCCCAAAAACUCACCGCCAUCAUCAAACCUCAGCCGACCACAGCCGCCAACUUCAACUCCCAACGGCAGCCGCCCGGUCUGAACCACUCUCCACGUUCCCCCUUUACACCGGCACAGCAUAACAAUAAACACAGUGGGGGGAAGGCAGCCUCCCAGGGCAACAGGAGCUCUCCCUCUAAGGGUCCCAUCCAGAAACAACAGGCCAAGGAGUACAACAACGUGUGGCAGUCUCUGCAGAACUCUGGUCCUCCUCUCAACCCUCCUGCUCAUUGGCACAAUGAAGGACUUGUCCAACAGGGGAAGAACCAGCAGUCCAACAAUGCCGUCCCAGUUACCGGAAUCAGACUGUUGAAGAAAAAUGAAGACGCCAACUCCCUUUUCCCCCCACAGAGCACAGCCAAUAAGGCUUCGUCUGAGUUUGAGGAGCUGAUAGCCAGUCUGAAGAUCUCCACGGGUAGCCAGCAGACUCCUCCCCCUCCUGCUCCUCCACCAGCACCCAGCAGCCAAUCAGACGGCCCGCUGUCCCCGCAGUCCUUCGCCAUGAAGGGAACCCUGAUGCUGAAGGAAAUGCUAAAGAUUGACGGCGCUGGAACAGGAAGUCCUUCUUCUCAGGAGGCCGCUGACACCGGCAGCCAGCAGCACAACAGGCGACGGUCGUCCAAGAAACUAGCAGCAAAUAUGAGCGCCCCCCACGGUGACUCCGCUGUGAUGGCUUCCCCCCCCAUUGGCCGGCCCUGCCAACCUCUCCAGCGCCGUGCUGACCAGUAAGGUGUCGGAGCUGGCGUGUGUCUGUGUGGGGUUGGGAAUGGCUCCACCCGAUUUCAGCUACAUAGGCAGUAGACAG